Molecule: messenger RNA, 213 nt
Organism: Cylicocyclus nassatus
Lineage: Eukaryota; Metazoa; Nematoda; Chromadorea; Rhabditida; Strongylidae
Source: the annotation of a GenBank genome assembly
AUGUACUCUACAUUUGGUUGUCCAGAGCUGAUGGCAAACAGCACAUCGUCGCCACUUCCUCCAAUACAAAAGGCCAACAAGGGUCCACUUCUAAUAACGGUGAUCAAUUCAAAAAUGUGCGACUAUUCAAACGGAACAGCUAUCCUUAUGGUAAGAUUUGUUCUUCAUAACGCCAUGUGCUCUUCUGCGUACGUGACGCUCGCUGGUGCUUAG